Molecule: messenger RNA, 11403 nt
Organism: Sinocyclocheilus rhinocerous
Lineage: Eukaryota; Metazoa; Chordata; Actinopteri; Cypriniformes; Cyprinidae
Gene: dnah9l
Product: dynein, axonemal, heavy polypeptide 9 like
Exons: 75
Coding region: 1-11403 (3800 amino acids)
Biological process (GO): microtubule-based movement
Cellular component (GO): dynein complex
Molecular function (GO): minus-end-directed microtubule motor activity; dynein intermediate chain binding; ATP binding
Source: RefSeq, a predicted model, not a curated record
AUGAGUCUGUACUCUAAACGGGAAAGGCUUCACAUGUACACAAGUACUCUGUUCCAGAUCACUCAGUGGUAUAAUAAACUACACAGCACAAUUCUGGCUGUUGAGCUGCGUUUGGUAGAAUCUGAGCUGGAGCAAGUGAGGUGUACCUUAAGGCCAGCGUUAAAGGAACUGCAGUGGAGUGAUGAAAACCUUGCUGACUACAUUAAGAGCACAUGUGAUCUGGUAUGUGGUGUAUCGGAGCGUGUGCAGAAGAGCAAGGCUAACUUGGAGAAACUGCAGGGGCUGAUGGGAGUUUUCAGUCACUCUGCCUGCAUUACGCGUAGGACUAAUCGGCGUGGCAAUCUGCUCAACCUCACCGAUGUAGAGGAGAACUUCAAGCGACAAUAUGCUCUCAUCGCUCGCACAGGAGAGAAGAUACAUGAGCUUGUGCAGGAGAAUGCUGAGCUGCUUGGUGCUGAUUUGGACUCAGAGGCUUGGCAGUGCUACACAGAACAUGUGGACAGAAGCAUUCUUACUGGGUUCUGCAGUGCUGUUCGAUGUUCCUUGCAGUACUUAGUUGAGAACACAGACCUAGCGCUCCACAUUUCUCCCCUCUUUGAAGUUCAGCUGACCCUCACCUCUGACAUGAUCUUUCACCCCUCGCUCAGUUUCUCCAAGAAGGGAAACUUCUAUGAUAUCAUCGACCAGAUGGUGUCAGAUAUUUUUAAAAUGGCUUCUUUCAUAAAAAGAGUGGCUAAGAACAAACAGUCUGAGACUUACAAGUCUGAUAUAGAUUCUACACCUGAGCUGGUGGAGCUGGCUCAGCUGGUGCGAUACCGUGCACGUGUGGCCAUUGCUAAGGUCAAAGAAUUCCAACAUUCCUUUGAUUCCUAUCGUUAUCUCUGGACCGGAGACAGGGUGGAGUUCAUGAGGCAGUUUCUGCUCUAUGGACACGCCCUCUCUGCUGAGGAGGCGGAGCUUUAUGCAGAUUAUGAGCUGCCCAAGAAUCCGCCCAAACUGCAGAACUUCAGAGAACAGAUCAGUGAGUUUGAGGAUCUUUACGAGAAGGUAUGCAUGUUAGAGGAGAAGAGAGUAUUCUGUGGCUGGUUUCAGGUGGACAUAAAACCUUUCAAAAUAUCUUUGAUGAACAUCAUUAAGAAAUGGAGCUGGAUGUUUAAGGAACACUUACUGAACCAUGUUAUUGCAAGUGUUAAAGAGCUGGGAUCAUUUAUUGAGGAUACAGAGAUUGGGUUGGCAAGGACUGUAACCAAUGGGGAUUAUGGCAAACUGGUGGACAUCAUGGGCCACCUGAUGGCCAUCAGAGACCGACAGCUGAGCACAGAGCAGCAUUUCAAACCCCUCAAAGCCACCUCGAACCUGCUCAAAACCUACAACCAACAGCUACCUGAGCAUGUUUACAUACUGCUGGAGUCCUUGCCAGAGAAAUGGAAGAAUCUCAAGAAGGUGGCAUUUACAGUAAAACAUGAGGUUGCUCCUCUCCAGGCCAAUGAAGUUGCUGUCAUCCGCAGGAAGUGUGUUCAGUUUGAGAUUAAACAGCAUGAAUUCAGGGAACAGUUCCGCACUGAGUCCAUAUUCUUCAUCAGCCUGCAGGAGCCGUACAAACUCAUUGACAAGACGAAUCGUGCAGUGGCUCAUUUGGAGAAUGAGAUGUCUAAGCUUCAACAAACAGCCAAUCUGUUCGAAGUCAGUUUCCCUGACUACAAACAACUUCGACAGUGUCGGUCAGACAUCAUCCUGGUUAAAGCAGUCUGGGAUAUGGUUAUGUUUGUUAAGUCCAGCAUCUCAGACUGGACUAAGACUCCAUGGAAGGAGAUCAAUGUGGAACAGAUGGAUAUGGAGCUCAGAAGGUUUGCUAAGGAGAUGAAGACUCUGGACAAAGAGGUGCGUGCGUGGGAUGUCUACAACGGUCUGGAAUCCAUCGUUAAGAAUUUGUUGACAUCACUGAGAGCUGUUAACGAACUUCAAAACUCUGCUGUCAGAGAACGACACUGGCAACAGCUCAUGCGCACAACAGGGGUGAGUUUUGUGAUGGAUGAGAACGCCACACUUGGUGAUCUCUUAGAGCUGCAGCUCCACCGUGUGGAGGAGGAAGUGAAGAACAUUGUGGACAAAGCAGUUAAAGAGAUGGGAAUUGAGAAGAUUCUGGGUGAGAUCAAGCAGACAUGGUCCAUGAUGUCUCUGUCUUAUGAGACACACACAAGUACUGGAACACCUCUGCUCAAGGCUGAUGAAAACCUCAUUGAAACCCUGGAGGACAACCAGGUUCAGUUGCAGAAUAUUCUCAUGAGUAAGUAUGUGGAGUAUUUCAUGGUGGAGGUGAGCGGCUGGCAGCGGAAGCUGGUGGUAGCUGAUCUGGUCAUUGGCACAUGGUUGGCGGUUCAGCGCACCUGGGCUCACCUCCAGAGCAUUUUUACCAACUCUGAGGACAUCCGGAACCAGCUGGCCCACGAUGCAGAGCGGUUUCAGGGCAUCCAUCAGGACUUCCAGAGUUUAAUGACCAGUGUCGUGGAGACUGAUAAUGUGAUAAAAGUCGCUAACCAGCCAGGCUUCUUGGAGCAACUUGAGACUCUUCAGCAAAGAUUGUCAGUGUGCGAGAAGGCUCUGGCUGAGUAUUUGGAGACAAAGCGUUUGACAUUUCCACGCUUUUACUUCGUCUCAGCUAGUGAUUUGCUGGAAAUAGUUUCUAAGGGAACUCAGCCCAGAGAGGUGACUCGACACUUGCUGAAGCUCUUUGACAAUCUGGCUGAUCUCAGCUUUAAAGAAGAGGAAGAUAAUGGAGGAUUGGAUCCCAAAACACCUGUUGCCUUAGGAAUGUACAGUAGAGAGGGAGAGUAUGUGCCCUUCUCACAGCCCUGUGUGUGUGAGGGACAGGCCGAGUGUUGGCUGAAUGCUCUGGAGAAGGCCAUGUGUUCCACUGUUCGCCAGGAGAUCUCUGAAGCUGUGGCAGCGUAUGAAGACAAGCCACGAGAGCAGUGGCUCUUUGACCACCCAGCGCAGGUAGCACUGACUGGCAGUCAAAUUUGGUGGGCAACAGAUGUGGGCAUUGCCUUUGAGAGGGUGGAGGAGGGUUUUGAGACUGCCUUGAAAGACUACAACCGAAAACAGAUCAGUCAGCUGAAUUCUCUGAUAAACAUGCUACUGGGCGACCUCACCCCUGGAGACCGACAGAAGAUCAUGACCAUCUGCACUAUUGAUGUCCACGCUCGUGAUGUAGUUGCUAAACUCAUAUCUCAGAAGGUCACCAGUGGACAGGCGUUUGCGUGGCUUUCACAGUUACGGCAUCGAUGGGAUGAGAAACAGAAGCACUGUUACAUCAACAUCUGUGAUGCACAGUUUCAGUUCUCAUACGAGUAUCUAGGGAAUACCAACAGACUGGUCAUAACACCACUCACUGACCGAUGUUACAUCACUCUGACUCAGUCUCUGCACCUCACCAUGAGUGGCGCCACUUCUGGUCCGGCUGGAACUGGCAAGACAGAAACCACCAAAGACCUAGGCCGAUCACUCGGCAUCAUGGUCUAUGUGUUCAACUGCUCAGAGCAAAUGGACUACAAGUCCAUAGGUAAUAUCUAUAAAGGGUUGGCCCAAACAGGAGUGUGGGGUUGUUUUGAUGAGUUUAACAGGAUUGCAGUGGAGGUUCUGUCUGUGGUCGCUGUGCAGGUGAAAACCAUUCAGGAUGCAGUCCGCAAUAAGAAACAAAGGUUUCACUUCCUGGGGGAGGAGAUUGAGUUGAGGCCAACAGUUGGGAUCUUCAUCACUCUGAACCCUGGAUAUGCCGGGAGAACUGAACUACCAGAGAACCUUAAAGCACUUUUCAGGCCAUGUGCAAUGGUGAUUCCUGAUUACGAGUUGAUCUGUGAGAUCAUGUUGGUGGCCGAAGGUUUUUUAGAGGCACGUUUGCUCGCACGCAAGUUCAUCAGCCUCUAUACACUCUGCAAAGAGCUGCUUUCCAAACAGGAUCAUUAUGACUGGGGCUUGAGGGCCAUAAAGUCGGUCUUGGUUGUUGCUGGCUCACUGAAGAGGGAGGACAGGAGCCGACCUGAAGAGCAGGUGUUAAUGCGUGCUCUACGAGACUUUAAUCUGCCGAAGGUUGUGACAAGUGACGUGCCCAUAUUCUUGGGCCUGAUAAGUGAUCUCUUUCCUCUUCUGGACAUCCCACGCAAAAGAGACCAAGAGCUUGAACAGAAUGUGCGCCGGUCGGUCGCUGAACUUCACCUGCAGCCAGAGGAGAACUUCAUACUCAAGGUGACCCAGCUGGAGGAGCUGUUGGCAGUGAGACACUCUGUUUUUGUUGUGGGCGGACCUGGAACAGGAAAAAGUCAGAUUCUAAAGACGCUGCAUAAGACCUACUCUAACAUGAAACUGAAGCCCAUCUGGACUGAUAUCAACCCUAAAGCUGUCACCACUGAUGAGCUGUUUGGCUUCCUGCACCCAGCUACACGGGAGUGGAAAGACGGUCUGUUUUCUUCCACUAUGAGAGAACUCUCUGCUAUAUCCCAUGAUGGGCCGAAGUGGAUUGUUCUAGAUGGAGACAUCGACCCCAUGUGGAUUGAAUCACUUAACACUGUCAUGGAUGAUAAUAAGGUGCUUACCUUGGCCAGUAAUGAGCGGGUAUCACUGACCCCCUCCAUGCGUUUACUGUUUGAGAUCAGCCACCUGAAGGCUGCAACCCCGGCUACAGUAUCUAGGGCUGGAAUUCUUUACGUGAAUCCUCAGGAUCUGGGCUGGAGUUUGUAUGUGACAAGCUGGAUAGACACCCGUCAGGCCCAAUCUGAGCGAGCAAAUCUCACGAUAUUGUUUGAUAAGUAUGUUCCCUACUGUCUGGAGCAGGUCAGAUGCAACCUUAAGACAAUCACACCUAUACCUGAGACAAGCAUGGUACAGACGCUGUGUUGUCUGCUGGACUGCUUGCUAACCGAAGAAAACACCCCUCCGGACUCUCCCCGUGAGCUCUACGAGCUCUACUUUGUGUUUGCAUGUGUCUGGGCCUUUGGAGGGGCACUAUUUCAGGACCAUCUAAUAGACUAUCGUUCAGAGUUCAGUCGUUGGUGGUGUAAGGAGAUGAGAGCCGUGAAGUUUCCCUCUCAGGGUUCAGUGUUUGAUUACUACAUCGACCCAAACACCAAACGGUUCACUCCGUGGAGUGAACGCACACCUCCCUUUGAGCUGGAACCUGACAUCCCUUUGCAGACGGUAUUGGUUCACUCGGCAGAGACAAUCUGCCUGACAUACUUCAUUGAGUUACUUCUGCAGAAGGGGAAACCAGUGAUGUUGGUAGGAAAUGCUGGUGUAGGGAAAACUAUCCUGGUCUGGGAUAAGAUUGCCAAACUCAAAGAGGAAUUCAUGGUCGCGAAAGUACCUUUCAAUUACUACACGACCUCAGCCAUGUUACAACGUGUGCUGGAGAAGCCCCUGGAGAAGAAGGCAGGCCGGAAUUUUGCUCCUCCUGGCACUAAAAAACUCAUCUACUUUGUGGAUGACAUGAACAUGCCUGAGGUAGAUGCUUAUGGCACCGUUCAGCCUCAUACCCUUAUCAGACAGCACCUGGACUACUCCCACUGGUAUGACCGUCAGAGACUAGUACUCAAGGAGAUUCAUAACUGUCAGUACAUCACCUGCAUGAACCCAACAGCGGGAAGCUUCUCAGUUAAUCCUCGACUACAGAGGCAUUUCUCAGUGUUUGCUGUACAUUUCCCUGGCGCGGAGGCUCUGAGCACUAUAUACAGCAGCAUUCUGAGUGGUCAUUUCCAGCAGGUUGGCUACAGUUUUGGUGUUAGUCGCAUGACCAACACACUGGUCCAGGCUGCCAUCUGCCUGCAUCAGAAAAUGAGCCAGAACUUCCUUCCCACAGCCAUUCGGUUCCACUACAUUUUCAACCUCAGAGACAUUUCAAACAUCUUCCAGGGAAUUCUCUUCGCUCUGCCAGAGCAAGUGCGGUACCCUAUAGACCUAGUUCACCUAUGGCUGCAUGAGUCUUCUCGUGUGUAUUCAGACAAACUGAUGGAGGAGAAAGACGUAGAGCUGUUCAACAAGAUUCUGCUAGACACAGGCAAAAGAUACUUUGAAGGUAUAGAUGAGUCUAUUUUUAUCAACCAGCCAUUGAUCUACUCCCAUUUCGCUCACGGUGUGGGUGAGCCACGUUACGCACAGGUGACUGACCUGGAGAAGCUUCAGAAGACCCUGAUGGAUGCUCUUGAGCACUACAAUGAGCUGUACUCUGACAUGAACCUGGUGCUGUUUGAAGAAGCCAUGCAACACAUCUGUAGGAUAAGUCGUAUUCUUGAGUCUCCUGUGGGGAAUGCCUUGCUGAUUGGAGUAGGUGGUAGCGGGAAACAGAGUCUGUGUCGGUUGGCUGCUUUUCUCAGCGUCCUGGAAGUAUUUCAGAUCACACUGAGAAAGGGUUAUGGCAUCAGCGACCUGAGGAGUGAUAUCGCUGCACUGUACAUAAAGGUGGGAGUGAAGAAUAUUGGCACCGUCUUCCUGCACACAGAUGCCCAGAUUCCUGAUGAAAGAUUCCUGGUGCUGAUCAACGACAUGCUAGCAUCUGGAGAUAUACCUGACCUAUUCAGUGAGGAAGAGGUUGAUAUGAUUGUCACCUCUGUUCGAGUGGAGUUGAGGGCGCUUGGUCUGCUGGACACACGUGAAAACUGCUGGAAUUUCUUCAUUGAUCGGAUACGCAGACAGCUUAAGGUGGUGCUGUGUUUCUCUCCGGUUGGCUUCACUCUUCGUACACGUGCACGGAAGUUUCCGGCUAUUGUGAACUGCACCGCCAUUGACUGGUUCCAUCCUUGGCCCCAGCAUGCAUUGCAGUCUGUCAGCAGCACUUUUAUACAAAAUAUCUUUGGCCUGGAGCCGGUGGUAAGAGUGUCCAUCAGUGAGUUUAUCUCUUUCGCUCACACUAGUGUGAAUGAAGUCAGCAUAAAGUAUCAACAGAAUGAAAAACGCUUCAACUACACCACACCCAAGAGCUUCCUGGAGUUCAUGAAACUUUACGGCAACUUGCUUGGGACAAAAAGAAAAGAACUGAGCCAAAAGAUGGAACGCCUGGAAAACGGCCUGCAGAAACUACUGACCACUGCAUCACAGGUGGAGGAUCUAAAGGCUAAAUUAGCCACACAGGAAGUGGAGCUGCAACAAAGAAACAUUGAUACUGAAGCUCUCAUCGCUAAAAUCGGCCAGCAGAGUGAGAAACUCAGUCAGGAGAGGAGUGUAGCAGAUGCAGAGGAGCAAAGAGUAGAAGCGAUCCAAGCAGAAGUGACCAAGCAGCAGCAGGGGACUGAAGCAGACCUGGCAAAAGCAGAACCAGCUUUACAGGCAGCUAAUGCAGCACUCAACACACUCAACAGGUUGAACCUAACAGAGUUGCGGACAUUUCCGAAUCCUCCUGCCAUCGUAUCUAAUGUGUCUGCAGCUGUUUUGGUGCUGUUGUCUCCUAAUGGCCGUAUCCCAAAGGACCGCAGCUGGAAAGCAUCUAAAGUUGUCAUGAGUAAAGUGGAUGACUUCUUACAGGCACUGAUUCAUUUUGAUAAAGAGCAUAUCCCUGAAGCCACAGUGCGUGUGGUCAAAGAAGAGUAUUUGAGUGAUCCAGAGUUUAAUCCAGAGUUUGUGCGUCUGAAAUCAUCUGCAGCGGCCGGUCUCUCUGCUUGGGUCAUUAACAUCAUCCGCUUCCAUGAGGUGUUCUGUGAGGUGGAGGUGAAAAGGAUGUGUCUGGCUCAGGCAAACGCUGAUCUGGCUGAAGCUGCAGAAAAAUUAGAGAUUAUCAGAAAGAAGCUGGCUGAGUUGGAUGGUAGUUUGGACACACUGAAAGCUGCAUUUGAAAAAGCAACCUCGGAGAAACUCCGUUGUCAGGAUGAGGUGAACCACACCAACACCACCAUCCAACUGGCCAACCGCCUGGUCAAGGGUUUAGAGUCAGAAAACGUACGCUGGGCUCACACUGUGGCUCAGUACCGUGAGCAGGAAUCCACACUGUGUGGAGACGUUCUCCUCACGGCAGCCUUCAUCUCUUACGCUGGCUCCUUCUCAAAGAGAUACAGACAUGAGUUACUUCAUAACCUCUGGAUGCCUUACCUGCGUGCCCAGAAGGUGCCCAUUCCAAUGACUGAGGGCUUAGAUCCCAUCUCCAUGUUAACAGAUGGUGCUACCAUUGCUCAGUGGAAUAAUGAGGGUUUGCCAGGUGAUAAGAUAUCUACUCAGAAUGCAACUAUACUAACCAACUGUGAGCGCUGGCCUCUGCUCAUUGACCCCCAGCUGCAGGGCAUCAAGUGGCUCAAGAGUCGCUAUGGCAACAGCCUGAAGGUCAUUAACCUCAGCCAGAAGGGGUAUGUGGAUGUGAUUGAACAGGCCGUAGUCUCAGGAGAGCCUGUGUUGAUUGAGAAUCUGGAAGAGACAAUUGAACCAGUUAUUGAUCCACUGCUGGGCCGACACACCAUCAAGAAGGGCAGAUGUAUUAAAGUGGGGGAUAAGGAAUGUUAUUUCCAUCCAGACUUCCGACUGAUUCUGCACACUAAGCUGGCAAGCCCACACUAUAAACCUGAGAUCCAGGCUCAGACCACUCUCAUCAACUUCACUGUCACACGGGACGGGCUUGAGGACCAGCUGCUCGCAGAGGUGGUCAACCUGGAGAGACCAGACCUCGAACAUCUCAAGUCAGAGCUGACUAAACAGCAGAACACAUUUAAAAUCGAGCUAAAGCAGCUUGAGGAUGAGUUACUGACGCGCCUCUUCGCGGCUGAGAGUAACUUCUUGGGAGACAACGUUCUGGUGGAGAAACUGGAGAGCACUAAACACACAGCCGCAGAGAUUGAGAUGAAGAAAACAAGCACGCGUGGUCUGGACCGGGACAUCGAGGGUUCUCCCAAACGCUGGAAGAAAGUGGUGGAGUCAGAGUGUCCAGAGAAAGAGAAACUCCCUCAGGAAUGGAAAAACAAGAGUUCGCUCCAGAAACUCAUCCUUAUGAGGGCUCUCCGACCUGACCGGAUGACAUACGCUGUCCGGAACUUUGUUGAAGAGAAACUAGGUGUACAGUACACCGAGAGCAGGAAGAUGGAGUUUGCACGCUCAUUCAAAGAGUGUGGUCCUGCUUCCCCUGUGUUCUUCAUCUUGUCCCCUGGAGUGGACCCCCUAAAAGAUGUUGAGUCCCUAGGUAAGAAGCUGGGUUUCACUAUAGACCUGGGAAAGCUCCAUAAUGUGUCUCUAGGACAAGGCCAGGAGUCUGUUGCUGAACUUGCCAUGGAAAAAGCCUCUAAAGAGGGCCACUGGGUCAUUUUACAGAUAGAUUGUAUCACCUUCUCUACAUUUAAUUACAUCAACAGAGGCUUGUUUGAGAGAGACAAGCUCACCUUCGCAGCACAGCUUACUUUUCAGUUGCUGUUAAUGAGUAAAGAGUUGGAUCCUCGAGAACUGGACUUUCUGCUACGCUUCAACAUUGAUCACAGUUAUGUCAGUCCACUCGACUUCCUUUCCAACUCCACCUGGAGCGCUGUUAAAACAAUGAGCUUCACCGAUGAGUUCCGUGGUCUGGACCGGGACAUCGAGGGUUCUCCCAAACGCUGGAAGAAAGUGGUGGAGUCAGAGUGUCCAGAGAAAGAGAAACUCCCUCAGGAAUGGAAAAACAAGAGUUCGCUCCAGAAACUCAUCCUUAUGAGGGCUCUCCGACCUGACCGGAUGACAUACGCUGUCCGGAACUUUGUUGAAGAGAAACUAGGUGUACAGUACACCGAGAGCAGGAAGAUGGAGUUUGCACGCUCAUUCAAAGAGUGUGGUCCUGCUUCCCCUGUGUUCUUCAUCUUGUCCCCUGGAGUGGACCCCCUAAAAGAUGUUGAGUCCCUAGGUAAGAAGCUGGGUUUCACUAUAGACCUGGGAAAGCUCCAUAAUGUGUCUCUAGGACAAGGCCAGGAGUCUGUUGCUGAACUUGCCAUGGAAAAAGCCUCUAAAGAGGGCCACUGGGUCAUUUUACAGAACGUUCACCUGGUGGCAAAGUGGCUGGGAAGUUUAGAAAAGCUUCUCGAACGUUGCUGUGUGAACAGUCACCAAGACUACAGAGUGUUCAUGAGUGCAGAACCUUCUCCCACUCAACAGGAGCACAUCAUUCCUCAGGGAAUUCUAGAAAAUUCCAUCAAAAUUACUAAUGAGCCACCCACAGGCAUGCUGGCCAACCUACAUGCUGCCCUGGACAACUUUGAUCAGCUGAACUUUGUUGAAGAGAAACUAGGUGUACAGUACACCGAGAGCAGGAAGAUGGAUGGACCCCCUAAAAGAUGUUGGUUUGGUGAGAUCAUGUAUGGAGGUCACAUUACUGAUGACUGGGACAGGAGACUGUGCAGAACUUACCUGGAAGAGUACAUGCAACCUAACCAGUUUGACAGGAAGUUGUCACUGGCUCCAGGAUUUGUUGUGCCUUCUAACCUGGAUUACCAGGGUUAUCAUGUGUACAUAGAUGAGAUGCUGCCACACGAAAGCCCAGUGCAUUAUGGGCUGCAUCCAAACGCUGAGAUUGAGUUUCUUACAGUGACAUCAGACAGCCUCUUCCACACUCUUUUGGAGCUGCAGUCCAGAGACUCCAACAUGGGCGAAGGAGCCUCACAGACCACUGAAGAGAAGGUGAAGACGAUCUUGGAUGACAUCCUGGAAAAACUACCAGAAGAGUACAACAUGUCUGACAUCACGUCCAAAACAGCUGAACGCUCGCCCUACAUUCUGGUGUGUUUCCAGGAGUGUGAGCGUAUGAACAUUCUCCUCAAUGAAAUAAGACGCUCGCUCAAAGAGCUGGACCUGGGGCUAAAGGGAGAGCUGGCUAUUUCAUCAGAGAUGGAGCAGAUACAGACAGCUCUGUUUUUUGAUAAUGUUCCAGAUACCUGGGCCAGACUGGCCUACCCCUCUAUAUACAGCCUUGGACUGUGGUACAAUGACGUGUUACUCCGCUGUAGAGAGUUAGAUAGCUGGACUCACGAUCUCUCUCUGCCUAGUGUGGUCUGGAUCUCUGGUUUAUUUAACCCUCAGUCUUUUCUAACAGCUGUGAUGCAGAGUUUGGCACGUAAGAAUGAAUGGCCACUGGACAAGAUGAAUUUGACUGUGGAUGUGACCAAGAAGUUCAAAGAGGAGUUUAACCAGUCAGCCAGAGAGGGAGCCUACAUCUAUGGCCUUUACAUGGAGGGUGCACGCUGGGAUAUUCAAGGUGGGACAAUCGCAGAAGCACGCCUGAAGGAACUAACCCCCAGCAUGCCUGUUAUAGCUGUCCGAGCCAUCCCAAACGACCGACAGGAGACGCGCAAUACCUACGAAUGCCCCGUCUAUAAAACCAAACUACGUGCUAACACAUAUAUCUGGACUUUCAGCCUGAAGACCAGAGAGAGGCCUGCAAAAUGGGUUCUGGCAGGGGUCGCUCUGCUGCUUAGUGUGUGA